This is a messenger RNA of Heterocephalus glaber (naked mole-rat), 1804 nucleotides long. RefSeq names its product NK3 homeobox 1 (gene Nkx3-1). Gene Ontology annotation, molecular function: RNA polymerase II cis-regulatory region sequence-specific DNA binding; DNA-binding transcription factor activity, RNA polymerase II-specific. The record is from RefSeq and is a predicted model, not a curated record. Gene Ontology annotation, cellular component: nucleus. Gene Ontology annotation, biological process: regulation of transcription by RNA polymerase II; cell differentiation. NCBI's taxonomy places the organism in Eukaryota, Metazoa, Chordata, Mammalia, Rodentia, Bathyergidae.
GAGCCGCAGGGAUGCUCCGGGCGCCGCCGGAGCCGCGACCGGGGGAGGCGGAGGCGGAGGCGGAGGCGGAGGCGGAGGCGGCCGGCUGCAGCCCCCGGGCCGCGCGGCCGACCGCGUCCAAGCGCCUCACCUCCUUCUUCAUCCAGGACAUCCUGCGGGACGGCGCAGAGCGGCGCGGCGGCCACCCCGGGCGCCCGCAGCCCCUGCGCCAGUCGGACCCGCGGCGGGACCCCGCGCCCGAGCCCGGGGGAAGACGAGGCAGAGCCGAGGCGCCCGGGGAGGCAGAGACGCUGGCGGAGGCCGGACCAGAUAGGCACUUCGAAACUUAUCUUUUGGACUGUGAGCCCUCUCCUGGCGCCUUACCAAGCCUUCCCCAGACACCCAAGCAGACGCAGAAGCGCUCCCGGGCCGCCUUCUCCCACACUCAAGUCAUCGAGUUAGAGAGGAAGUUCAGCCACCAGAAGUACCUGUCGGCCCCCGAAAGGGCCCACCUGGCCAAGAACCUCAAGCUCACUGAGACCCAAGUGAAAAUAUGGUUCCAGAACAGACGCUAUAAGACUAAGCGGAAGCAGCUGUCCUCGGACCUGGGGGACCUGGAGAAGCACUCCUCCCCGCCAGGCCCGAGGGACGACGCCCUCUCCCGGGCCUCUCUGGUCUCCGUGUACAACAGCUACCCUUACUACCCCUACCUUUACUGUCUGGGCGGCUGGAGCCCCGCUUUCUGGUAAUGCAGCUCAGAUGUCAACCUUGUGUGGUGGGAAAUUGCCUUCCCCAGGGCAGGAGAGACGGAGGUCGGGAGUGCUGAGGACAGAGAGGUGUACACAUCCAAGCUGUUGGAGGUUUGUAAGGAAAUCUGCACUGGUGAGCCAAUGAAAGACUAGUUUAAUAUCUAAACAGUUCCCCCAGUGCAUACUGUAGGGCAUUGUUGCUUUCAGCACCCUGUAGGAAGGGGAGAGGGAGAUGGUCAGGUGCUGUUUACAGCACUUUGCACAGCUUUGGAUGAGCUGUUGGAACUGCUCCUCAGGAUUCCGCCCCUGCAGCUCCUUCCUCUUUGGGUAACCCAGCGUGACCUUGGAAAGGGCCAACCUAAAGUGAGAGAAGAUGUUGCCUACCGAAUUAAACUGAAGUUCAAAGCCCUCUUGUUGGCCUUGGGAUAUGGCCAAGGUCUCUCUGUGUCCCUGUAAAAAUGAGGGCACAUAAGGGUUUCAAAGAACCGCUCUGGGCAUUUGGCAUGGGACAUGGGCAGUGGGGAGGGGUGAAAACAUCAGCUGCUCGUUCCUUUUCCAAAAGUGUGCUCCUUUACGUGUUUACUGGGUGGCCUCAGAAGAACAAGGUGCACUCACCGUGGUUUUUAAGACACGCUGUAUAAACAGGACCAUACUGCAAGGAGUAGGGGCCUGCUAGAAGCUUCUGCUUGUCCAAGACAGAAGCCUAAAGAGCAGGGUUCCUCCACACUCCUUGCUAGGCCAUUGCCUUGUUUAUUACCAAAAAGUGGAGAGGCCUCUGCUAACCUUUUCUACCCUGGUGGGAGAAUUUAGAAUCAGAAGUUCCAGGAGUAUUCAGGCUAGAAUUUGUAUUGCAUUAUGAAAGAGAUGGCAUAUGGGGGGGGGUACGUUUCUUUCUUUCCUCUUUUAUUUUUUGUUCUUUGUCUACAGCAAUCAACAGAAGGACCUCCUUUCAGUCCAGGCUUUUAGUCUGGCUAUACCUAACUUUUACCUUUCUUAUUUACCCUGAGAUUUGAUCUUUUUCCUUUUCCUCCCUCUACCUCCAGCUGAUGUUUCAUGGGUUAAAAAAAAAAAAAAAA